Messenger RNA from Misgurnus anguillicaudatus (oriental weatherfish), 1765 nucleotides. The record is from RefSeq and is a predicted model, not a curated record. Lineage: Eukaryota; Metazoa; Chordata; Actinopteri; Cypriniformes; Cobitidae.
AAUAAAUUGGUUACACCAUAAAUGCAUCUCCAAGACCCCCAAAAUAUAUUCUUUUUUUCCCUUUGCCUUAACCAUGUGACUAAACCCAAAAUGAUACAAUCAAACAAUCAGAAGAUCACCUUUAACCCCCACUGUAUUGGAUAAACAUGUCAAUAGUCUUUGAUCACUAUCAGCACAGGAAUGUAGAUGAUACAGGACAGAAAUGGGGGUUGUGACAAUUUGUAAUAAAUUCUUAUAUUUUUAAUCUUACAUUAUUAAUUCUUUUAAAAUAUAAGUUAAUGUUAAUACAGUUAUUCAUUUAGUUCAUGGUGCAUUAAUGUUAACAGGUAAUGUUUGGUUUUAUAAAUGUAUUAGUAGUAUUCAUUGUAAGUUUUGCCCCACCCCAAACCCCCAAGAAUGUCCAGAAUGAGGAACAAGAUUAAAACAGCAUUCUCAGAAAAGUGAAGAACUGAUCAUAUUUUGAAACAAAGUAAUAGAUGAAAAUAUGCUUAUAAUUGAUUUUAAGAUUGCAUGCAAAAUCCACUUGGCUUGGGGGCAAAUGCCCCCUCAGUUAAAAUGAACUAAUAAACUAAAUAUAUAAAUAUAGUAAAGAAUAAGAGAUGAAAUGAUACAGAAUAAUGAAAUACAACACAGAUGUUUGUCUUUACUCUUGAGUCAUCUCUCAAAUUACACACACAGGUUGCUUUUAAGAAACUCAUAACAUCUAUUAAUUUUAUAUAUGUUUUACACCACAAUCAUAUUUAUCUUCCAUCAUUUUCUAGUUUCUGUCAAGAAUAAAAAAAUCUGCAUAAGACUGAUGUCUGAGGUGCAGUGAUGAAAACAAAAGAUGUUGUGUUUGUAUGAUGAUAGUUUUUGGGGAGUGUCAGUGUCCUUACAGAGUGUUAAUUAGUCUGGACUUUGACUUUGGUGUCCCCACAGACUAGAAUUUGGUUAGGGUCAAAGUCCUAUAUUCACUUUAAAAGAGGAAAACCCAGACGAGCUGUACUCAUUUCUUCAGAGCCGCUAAAAUGACAUCUGAAAUGUCUAAGUUUUCCGUUCUGUUAUUGUCACUGCUGGUGGUUUGUGAUCAAUCUUCAGGCUUCAGGCCUUACCAAUCAAUACUGCAGGUUCAAAAUGGGAUGAGUUGGGGUACAUGGCGUCAACAAGACAUGUGUCCGACUGGGAUGUAUGCUGCAGGAUUUAGUCUAAAGGUGGAAAGGUCAGUAGGAGAUGCUGAUGAUACUGCUCUUAAUGGGAUUCGUCUUCACUGCAUCUACCCUUCCAAAGAUUCAUCAGCCCCACAAAAGAGCUACGCCACAGUUCAGUCUGAAGCCGGGAGUUGGGGUGAAUGGACAUACCUUCAAUGGUGCUCGCAUGGAUUUUUGACAUCUUUUCAGCUCAAAGUUGAACCCAAUCAAGGGAAGGGAGAUGACACAGCAGUGAACAAUAUCAGGUUCGUCUGCAGUAAUGCUGAUAUUCUGGAGGGCCCAGGAAUGAACUGGGGUGACUGGGGUGACUGGAGCCCCAAAUGUCAAGGAAAAGGAAUCUGUGGGAUUAUGACGAGGGUGGAGCCGCCACAGGGGAAUGGUGAUGACACAGCCCUAAAUAAUGUGCAAAUGUAUUGCUGCAAUUAGACACAAUUACUGCAAACACUUUGUCUCAAGAAAGGACUUCAUAAGUCAGGACCAUAAGGAUAGAAAUAAAUAUUAAGCAGGACAUAUCUAAAUAUUAUUAGAAAAACAAAUACUGAUACUUGGUCUGACUGAAAUUAAAAUGUCUGAAUACA